GCUUCCGUGAAUACACAAUUGGCUGCCGGUGGACGAAGAGAGGCUGGCAAAAAGAAGGGGUUGCGAAGGGUCUCUAAAGCGUGAAUUGCAAACCACCGAGAGAGAGGAAGAGGGAGAGAGCGAGAGCCCUGAAGGUUUCACUUGAAAGGCAAAGCGCCAGUAAGAAAGGACAACCAACCAUGUGAGAGGCAAGACAAACUGUUACUGGCAAGGAAAGUUGUUGACGUGACAUGACCAUAUGACUUCCGGUGCCCACACAUCUUUCAAAGCAGAAGAAAUGGCAACGACAUGCAAGCCCUCUGAACCUACGACUGAAUGCCUUGAUGCAAACAUUGCUGAUGUGAUGGACAACUCAUCAACGUGGAAUGAGGAGCUGGAAAAUGAGCUUUUAAAAGUUUUGGACAGUCUGGAUAACCAGCUGGCAAAAGAACAAUCUCAAGAUACUAUGAAUACAACAACUCCUACUAACUAUGGCUCUACAGCACCAGAAAUCCAUCAUCAUUCCGCUGUUGUACAACCAAAUUUCCUUGGAGAAGUACAGAGAAAUGACCAGAACUUGUUUUUCUCAGACAGAACAAGGAUACUAAGAGCCAGAGAUAAAUACAAAACUCUCUUCAUACCAAGGAGGCUUUAUGAUAAUUAUACAAUGCAGCAUCACCCAGAAAAAUACACAUAUGGGGAUUUGUAUGAUGAAAGAUCUUCUGUUUUGAAGAGAGGAUAUUCUACUUGUUCUCUUGGACAUUCUUCAGAAGAUAGGUUGGCAUUUCCAUCAGGAUCUUACAGCAAUGGAUUUGGUCCUAAGAACUUCAUGUCCAAGAAUAAAAUGGGCAGAAGUUACUCUUUGUCUUGCCUUACAAGGCGUUCAUCUUUGACGUCUGCUGACGGGUUUUCCACUGGUACCUUACAGCAUGAUUUUGAAAACAAUAUGGACUUCACAAAAGUCAACUUUCACCAUCAUUCCAGGCGGACUCCUCUUUCAUCCAUUGUAUGGAAUAUGCCACAGUCUUCUAGACAUUCAGUACAUCCAAACAGACUUCGUAGAACACAGUCAUUAAUAGAAUUUAACUCAGUGUUUGAGGACAGACAUCCUUGUUCUCCAGAGGAAAAUUCAAGUUAUAAAUUUUAUAGAUCAAAAAUGAAUUACAGGCAAGUAGUACCAAACAAGACCCAUCCUUUAUUCACUGAGAGACGGAUAGACCCUCUGUGUUUCAACAGUGGGGAGAAUUAUGUGUUACAUCCAUUGAAAAAUGUUUCCAAACCAUGCUACAGAUACCCAUCAUUUCGUGGUAAAAUGAAUCUGCCCCCAAACAAUCUUCCUUUUGGAAGAACGGAGGAGUACCUUUUUAGACGUAAUAAUCAUCAGUAUUUCAGUGAUGCUAACCAUGUCCCUGAUAUAAACUUCGAACAGCUGAUUGACCGGCGAAAUGACUAUGGGGGAAAAAAAGAUGUAUGGCAAAGUGAACAUAUGCGAGACUGUGCCUCAGAAUACACAAAGAGUAAGGACCAUCCAGGAAGAGGAACUCACAGAUUGUUUGCAAAGUGUUCAAAAGGCAUGCAGAAAGGUCCAACUUACGUCUCAGCUGCUUCGGAGAACCAAACUGAAUAUGCAGUGCCAAGUCAAAGUCAUGUUAGUGGAGACAGACAAACUCCUUCAAAGACAUUUGUUAAACCCUUUCAAAUGAAGAAAAACUCUAAAAUGCGUGGCACGGAAGAGAUGAAUGGUGCUGAUCAGUCAGACAAAGUGGAUAGCAUGGACAUAAAAAAGACAUCAUUAAUUCAAGCGUUUGGACAAAUAAAAACAAAUAAUCCAACAGAAUGUCAUAUGUCUCCUUCUACAGUCUCUUCUCAAGCUACCCCUCCUAUGAGUGUAUCCCUCCACCCACCUUUUAUAUUAAAUUCAAAAAGGCAAGGCAAGGCAAAUUCCUUAAGACACAUUGAAAACGUUUGUUUAUCAAAUAUUCACACUAAUAAUGGCCAAAGAAAUGAAGACAACAGCACUGAAAGCAACAGUGUAAAGCAACUGUGUCCCCCACACCUGAUUGCUAAUCCUUCAAAGCUGUCAAUUCUUCAAAGUAACCCUCAAGAGGAACACCAAUUGGAAACUUGGAAAACCUUUAACCCUGAUAAGAUGUUAAACCCUGUUUUUAUUGAAGACCCCAAAGUACUUCCAAACAAUGAUUUCCCACUUUCUUAUGCUGAAACACUCCAUAAACCAAAUAGAUUUGUUAGAUAUUCGGCUAGUAAUAGCAUUUGUGGCUCACCCAGCAGCAGCCCUCUGAAAUCUCCUAAAACGCCUAAGACGUUAUAUAAAAAAUCAAUUAGUAUUGAUGGCAGUGAUCUCUCUAAAACACUCAUUUCUCCCCCUACAAGGAAAAUUCCUUUCAGAACUAAGAGGAUGGGGGAGGAUAGCUUAGAAGGUCAUGCAUCAAACAGACUUGGGAAUAUUUAUUCAAAUAAGGGAGAUAAGAGGUCUUUGUUCAGCUCAUCCUGCUCAUCCUUAAACAUAUCGUCCAAAGAAAUGGCUGAAGAAAAAAACAAACAAAUUAAAAAGUACCACGUGCAUUUAAUUCAAGCUCCUAACUGCCCUUCAGGGAGUACUAAUGUAAUUGGCAGCAAGCGGAAAAAAAGAGCUGAGAUGCUUGGUCCAGAGAAAGCGAUUUGUCUUUCUCCUGAAAAGGAGGAAGCAGAAAAUCCUUUAAAGCAAUAUAAAACUACCAGCACACUGACAGUAAGCAUAGAUGAAGAUAAUGUAAAAUACCAUGAACUGAUUUCAGUUUAUUAUACUUUACCACAGAAACAUUCAAAAACUUUGUGCGAUGUCUUCCUGGGAGAUACCAAAAAGGCAGAUUCAUCCUCGUCCCCAGAAAAACCCGAGACCCCUCAAAAGCAGUAUGAAGUUCGUGUCGGUAUGACAACUGUAGCUUUUCCAUCCAGCUUAGAAAAAGGAGAGAAACUGAUUUCCCCUAACAAAACACCUGCUCCUGAUAUACAACAGGAUUCAAAAAAUACAGGCAAUCCUGUUAAAGUUCUCCAAGUUUCAAAUCCCACUGUGGGAACAGCAGAUAUUUCUCAAGCACAUGGUUCAAUGAAUAAUAAAAAAUUAGUUGUCUCUGGAACUGAAGAGCUGGGACUUGCAAUUUCCAACAGGCCUCCUGUGGAUGGCCCCAAACCCAGCAGAAAAGAGGUUGAAACAGUUAACCCCAAUAUUUUGUCCAGCCUGCGUGUUGACAGGCACUCUUCUCCAUGGACAGAGACACCAAAACUUAAUAAAAGCUUACAUCUUAACUCAUUGAAUUCCAAAAGUAUCUCUCUGGGGAAUAUUUCUGCAGUUUCUUCUGCAAUAAAUGGCCAAAAAGGGAAUCCUGGUUGUAGUCAGCCAUCUGUUGAAGCAUCAGCAAACAUUCCUCCUUCCAAUUUAAUUGAUGUUAUCCAGAAUGGAAAGCCCGCUGCGUAUCCAGAAGUCGGCACCCGAGUAAAUGUCACUAAAGAAAAAAUGAGAAAUGCUGCAGAGAUCAAAGAAAGGGCUCGUUAUAUAUGCCGCAUUAUUUCUGAAAGGGGACAUCGGUUUCCAUUGAGAAAUGAAGGUGUCCAAAAUGAAACGUCAAUUUCAACAACCAAGAGGCAUUCAGAGUCUCAGAAUUUAACUGCGCCAGGGGAUGCUGCUCUUUCAGCUAAUGCAGUUCAUCUAAAAUGGAAUGCGGUAGAAUGUUCAAAGCCCCAACUGCAAGAGGUGCCCCAAAAUCCUGCACUCCACAAAGUUGGCACAAAUUUACAGAGGUCUGAAAGAGUCUGUGCGGACAAUGGGAACCUUAGCUCUAAAGAUCAGAUGCAUUCUGGUCCUACCCAGGACUUGCCUGAGCAUUUACUACCUGAAAGUAAGCUUGCGCUGGAUGACCUUAAAAAUAAAGUUAAUGACUUAGAAAAAAGGAAAAAUAGGUCUUCAGUUAAAAACAAACUGGCAGCCAUGUGCAGAUCAAGUCGAAAGUUUUCUAAUAAGAAAAGCUCAUGUCCCAAACCACAUGUAAGUUGCAUAUUUUCACAAAAUGAUGUACUUCCAUUAGAGAAGAGUAGCCACCAUCCAAUGUUGAUUUUGCCCGAUGAUUCCCAGCAAACAGGGAAUGAGAAUCAGAAUCAGGUUUCUCUACCUGGUGAAUUUGAUAUUCCAAAGCUGAGUAAAGUGGAAACUAAGAAAUUGCAAGCUAAUGAAGAUAGGAGGCCUUUGACAAACUUGUGCAACCAGAAAAGAGAACAUUCAGGGCAAAGUGAUGAAAAUAUAAAGGCCAUCCAAAAUUCUAGCAUCCUAUUUUCAAAAUCAAUUAUGCCUGUGCUAAACAACAAUUUACAGACAGGUAGCAAAGUUGUAGAAAAUAACAACCAUCCCAUUUUCUCCAAAUGCGCAGGAAUGGAUGCUUACCCCUCAAAAAGAGGUCACUGUAAAAUUGGUGAGCUUUCAUCUUUUCCACUUCUAUCUGAUAAACAUGCAUACAUUAAAAAUAAGUCAAAGGCAAAUAUCUGUCCACUGCAAAAAUUGACUUCUCAAGUAGAACGUGAUGAUUAUCAAGAUAAUGAGCAGUCAAACAUCUUUAAAAAUAUAAACCAAUCCUGUGCCAAGCCAGUUCUAAACCUCAGCAAACGACAUUUUUCUGAAAGUUCCUGCACACAAAAACUCCACGAUUCUUUGCCCCCCAAAAACAACCUGACACAGCCCGGAUACAAUCGGAAGUUUAACUCCUAUUCUGAACUGUUGACCUGUGAUGAAAAUGAGAACUGGGACACAUACAACGAGAAUAAUAGGAACUUCGGCUCACGACGUAUCAUGUACCCCUCAAUUGAAUUUGGUAUUUUUGGGAAAGAACAGCAGCAGACUUUCUUGGAUAACAUAAAGAGGUCACUCACGGAAGGACGGUUGUGGAAUCCGUGUCUUUUAAAGAACUCCAGGUCUAUUAAAAGGGAAGAUGGGUACUCCUUACGUGGGUUGGAGCUCUUGAAAUCAAAUGCUACAGAAGAACAGUUCCCAAAUGAACCUUUUGAUUUCGACGAAGAAGCCUCUGCAUAUUCUUCAGAUUCAGAUUCAGAUUCUGACUCUGACACCACCACAGAUGAUGAAUAUUAUCUGCAUGAGUAUGAGAAAGAAUCAGAACUAUGAGGAGUUCAACAAACGUAGAAAGCAACUACCUACUAGCUGACUUGUGGGUUGAUAGCUUAUAAAAGAAUAGGGACUGGAAACCUGACUAGCUUUUUAUAAAUGCACUAAUUUGAAUUCAGGUACUAAAUGGACAUAUUGUACUGAUCUAGUCUUCCACAAUUCUGGCUUUUCUUAAAUAUGUGGGCUCCUGGAAUUCUAAGAAAUUCUUGGAAUUAAGGUCCACAUAUCUGGGUAAUGCUCAGGUUAUAGAAACUCUGUGGAGAUGUAAUAUAUUUGGUUUUCGGGUACGGUGCUGUAUGAACUCAGUCACUGUGGUUUAUAAACUCAGGUGUGCUUUUUGUAUGUUGCUUAAAUUCAACCAAUUAUGGUUUAUUCAAUAAACCAUGGUGAAGCAAACCGUAACUUAAGAGUUAUGUGAACUUAGCCAUUAUAGUGGUCAGCUCAAAAAUCAUAAAUUUUUAAAAUGGUAAAAUCACCCUACAUUUGAAUCUCUAAUGGCACUGGAAAGAAUAAAGGCAUUGUCCUAUUGGUUCUCAAAUGGGUGUGCCUGCUUUUUCAGAGCAGGGUCUCUUGUACCAAUCAACUUUGAUACAUAAUCAUAACACGGCUGCUUUCAUCAGCAAUUGAAUGUUUGCAUUCAAUACAUUCGUGGCCUUUGUGUGUUUCAACAAAUCUAAAACUUCUGAAUUUUAGGGGGGAAAGGGAAGAUUCAAAAUAUGUGUAUAUUUAAUAGCCUGAAGGAAAAUAUAUUUAUUUAAUUGGAAAAAUGUGUGUUCUAUUAAAAACCUCAUUAAAAUGAAAGCAGCUACUUCGACGAGAUAGCUAUCCUUAAGCUUCAAAGCAUACUGCAGCUAUUGCAAGAGACUCUCAUUCAAAGCAAUGAAAUGUUCACUGAUUUCCACUUUGGUUUUUAAAAUCAGUCUAUUAACAGGAUGUACAAAAUUGGUUAUUCUGAAAUGCUUAAUACUUCGUUAAAGAAGUAUGUAUGAACUGAAUGUGCAGUAGACUUUUAAAUAUUUGUUUAGUAUGGCAGUUACACUUGAAAGUACUUCUAAAGUAUAUAUUUUAGUUCAUGUAAAUGAAACCAUUCUAGUAAGAUUCCAAUUAAUAUUUUCAGGUGAAAAUAUGUUCUUUAAAUGUGAAUUAUUUUGAAAAAAAAUCCGUGCAUUAAUUGUGCAUAAGGCCCAAUUAAGUUGUACAGCUUCUUGUAUUGGAAAAAGAUUUUUGAACUUGUAAAGUUUAUGGAAGCUUUUUUUUUUUUAAACUGAAAAUGCUUCUAUGUGACAAGCCUGGAAGACAGUCAAAAAGUCAUGCAUGUGUAUAUGUUUACACGCAUACAAAACUGUUCUUUAGUAUUUUCUUUCUGUGCUUUGCCUUUAUGCCUUUUGUUCUCUUGUACACUGUAAAUAUGUUGUUUGUUUUGAGAUCAAUUUUCAGGCCAUAUUUUCUUCUGAUGAGUUUCUGUUCUGUGUAUCCAGGCGUUUUUACAGUACGCUACUCUACUGUACAAACAAAACUGUAAUUUCACUGAAGAGCAAAAAUCCUUCAAUGCAACCUGCUCUCAUUAAUGCAAACAACUGUUUGGUAUUUGCUCGCAUGGGCAGGUACAACCUCCGUAAAAGAGUAAGUCAAGUUCAGACGGGGAAGGUCAAUCUAUGGCAACUGAACCACCCAUUCCAAAGUCCAACUAGAACAACAUUACAGGGUUGAAACUGAGGAGCAGAUGGGAUCAAAAACAUGUUAACUCCAGGGCUGGUGUAUUUUCUCCCUUGUUUGGAGAAUAGGAAUCCAGAUAAUUCCAAACCUCCUGAUUUGGCUUCAAAAAUAUGUGAAUUUCAUGGGGGUUUUCAAACAAUUUUGGACUCUAAGACUGAUUUGGUUGGUGGCAUUUUCCAAACCAUUUCUCCAUUGUUUACCAGAAAGUCUAUUUCAGAGGCAAUGGCAGUAGAUAAAUCCAAAGUAUGAAAAAGUCCCACUCUUAUUAUGAGCACUAUAUAAGAAGCUCCUUCUACAGUUUCAUAGAGUUUUGUUUGUAAAACAAGGCAACAGACAGCAGUCCUAUAUUGGCACUAUACUGACACUAGGCAUUUAGUUAUAGUUUAGCAGUUUGUCCCCAGAAAUUCGGUGUUCUUCUGUCUUACAUUGACCACCCAUGUUUAAUGCAAGUUUUCCCCAGUCCUUGAAUCUUCAAAUGCGAUGGGACUACAGCUCCCAGAAUUCCUUACCAGCAUAUUGCGGUGCAAGCACAUUUAGAUGUAACUAGGGAAAACUCUUGGUUUUUUUUUUUCAUUUGAAAUAAGCUAUUAAUAUUGACUACCAAUAUUUUUAAAUAAAUGGACUAUAUU
This is a messenger RNA of Notechis scutatus (mainland tiger snake), 7491 nucleotides long. It is a transcript of the gene EXPH5, whose product is annotated as exophilin 5. Gene Ontology annotation, biological process: intracellular protein transport. Gene Ontology annotation, molecular function: small GTPase binding. The record is from RefSeq and is a predicted model, not a curated record. Lineage: Eukaryota; Metazoa; Chordata; Lepidosauria; Squamata; Elapidae.